This is a messenger RNA of Chlamydomonas reinhardtii, 1495 nucleotides long. RefSeq lists its product as uncharacterized. The record is from RefSeq and is a predicted model, not a curated record. Lineage: Eukaryota; Viridiplantae; Chlorophyta; Chlorophyceae; Chlamydomonadales; Chlamydomonadaceae. The transcript has 8 exons. Gene Ontology annotation, molecular function: protein binding. Bases 261 to 1418 code for a protein of 385 amino acids.
AUUGAGCAUCCAGAUAACCGAUAUUACCAAUCUAGCAAAGCCGCCCUGAGUAACUGCCACGGAGACCUAUUAUUAACUCUGAGUCGGUCUUUCGUUGACACAAAAGCGUAUUGCUUACGAGCAUCGCACAAAUAAAGUUAAUCACAAUUUGUGGCGGACAACGGAGCUUGGCACCCUGCAAAUCGACCUCGCCCACGUUGAGUUCAAGCUAGCACUAAGUUGAGCGGGCCGCAGCAGGGGCUGCUGUUUGGGUCUCGAGCAUGGGCAAGACCAAGGGCAAGGGCCACCCAAAGGCCAAGGGCGGCGGCCCUCGCGCGCCCGCCGCCCGGGUAACGCCUCAGCAGCUUUACGAGCAGGCUCAACUUGCGCUUCAAUAUGAUGAUUUCGAUUCGGCGCGGACGGCGUUGCGGAAGGCAGUGAAGUUGGACCCAAAGAACAUCGAGUGCGUGGAUGCCCUGGGUGCGCUGCUCGCGGAGGUCGGGCCAGAAGAGGAGGCUGUGGAGGUUCUGAAGCAGGCGGUGGCGCUCAGCCCGGACGUGGGGUACGAGAAGUACCUGUACCUGGGCCAGCUGCUGGAGGCGCCCGAGGACGCGCUGGCGGCCACACGCAAAGGCGUGCAGGUGCUGCAGGCACAACACGCUGCCGCGCAAGCCGCGUCUUCAGAGGAGGCGCCGGCACUGUCGCGCGCGCUCUCAGGCGCGAUGUGCAGCUUGAGCGAGAUGCUCAUAGCGGGGGCGCAGGAGCGCGCGGUGUCGGCGGCGGCGGAGCGGGGCUGCGACGCGGCGGCCAUCGAGGCUGCCAGCAAGGAGGCGGUGGCGAGCGUGGCUGAGGAGGCGGAGCACCUGCUGUCGCUGGCGAGCACAGCGGACCCGGACUCGCCCGAGCCGGGGCAGGCACUGGCGGCUCUGCGGUACCAGCAGGGGAGAGCGGCUGACGCAUUGGAGGCUCUGCGGCGAUCCAUGUCGUUGUGGUACACUCCCACCAGCAAGGACGAGGAGGGCGAGGAGGGCGAGGGGGGCAUGGCCGCGGCGAAAGGCGGGGAAGACGAGGCGAUGGAGGAUGCGGACGAGGACAGCGAGGACGACAGCGACGAGGAGGACGACGGCCCCAGCUACGAGUUCCGCAUUGAGUCCGCCAAGCUGCUGCUGGAACUGGAGGACACCACCGCCACCGCCAUCGAUGUGCUGGAGGGCCUGAUUGAGGAGGACGACCGGGUGCCGGACGCCUGGCACCUGCUGGCUCUGGCCUACUACAGCGGGCACCAGUACGUGGAGGCGGCGGAGGUGCUGGCCAAGGGGCAGGCGCUGCUGGCCAAGCUGGGCGCGGGGCCGGAGGACGAGAUCACGCAGGAGUUUGCGGAGUUGGAUUCGGUCAUCAAGGAGGCUAUGACUGUCACGACCGCAGGCGCUGCACAAUAGAUGGGAUGCAGAGGGUUCGAGAGGAGUGCGCUGUCUUGACACAGCAGAAAUGUGCCAUUCUUUCUAUAUUACGGUGU